UUUGCACAUUGAUCGCCCGCCUGCUCCUCAACAACCGGAGAAUUGGGUUUAAAGAAGGUGAGAUUUGGGUUCGAGUUCGGGGUUCCAGCUCUUGCCUUCGAACGAGUUCCAUGGCUGCCUCUCUCGUGGUCCUCCGGCCGAUCUCUCCUUCCCAUGCCCUUUCAUUUCCUUCUGCUCCGUCGCCGGAGAACCGCCACACCGCCGGAUUCGGCCGGCGGCGAUGCGGCGGUGGCUUCGGAAGGUGGAGGGCGAUGGUUCAGCAGCAGACGUUCCCGGGUACCUCCGCGAGCUACGCCAAGGAGAUGGAGCGGCUGUCGUGCAAAGAAUCGCUUCUCCUCGCCUUCAAGGAUGCCGGGGGCUUCCAAUCUUUGGUUGGUGGGAAGAUAACGGAAAUGCAGCGGAUUGAUGUUCACGAGAGAAUUGUUGGUCUUGAACGGCUCAAUCCCACUCCUCGUCCCACAACAUCACCCUUUCUCGAAGGUCGAUGGAAUUUUGAGUGGUUUGGUGCUGGUAGCCCAGUAUGGUUCGCUGCAAGAUUUCUGUUUGAGAGAUCACCUGCGACUUUAGCAUAUUUAACGGGAUUGGAUAUGCUGAUCAAGGAUGGAUAUUCAAAAGUGACAGCAAAUCUUAAAUUUUUAAACUCGAUAGAAAGCAAGUUCCUCUUGACCACCAAAUUGACUGUUGAGGGCCCUACUCGAUUGAAAGAAGAAUAUGUUGAAGGGCAUCUUGAAACACCCACAGUUAGAGAAGAGGCUAUACCUGCACAACUAAGAGGUGCAUUUGGACAAGCAGCUGGUGCUCAGCAGCAACUUCCAGCACCAAUAAGGGACACCUUUGCCAAUGGAUUGAAACUUCCACUUAGUGGAACUUUUCAGAGGCUGUUCAUGAUUUCAUACUUAGAUGAAGAGAUAUUGAUCAUAAGGGAUUCUGCUGGAGCUCCAGAUGUUCUUACAAGGCUGGAUGGGCCUCCAGCACCAUUGCCCACAGACCCCGUGAUCUCCGAGUAUGAAAGCUAAAUACUGAGGAUGGUAGUUUUCCAUUGAAAACAAUGGCUUGCCUGACGAUCGAGGAUUCUCCACUUCAAUCCAAAUCCAAAUAUCAUGCAUACAAGGUGUUGCUUGUGCAUCUAAACUCUGAUUUCAUAUUCUCAGUGUGUUUAUUUUUCUUCUGCAAAUAUUGUGUUGUUCAAGCAGAAUUAUCUGAGGUUGGUUAAGAAGUGACAUUCUUUGCUAAACUUACUGUUUCUCGAAUUUAAAAGUUGUGCAAGGAUUUUACUUGAGCAAUGGCAGCAAUUUAAGUGA
Phoenix dactylifera (date palm) is the source of this 1301-nucleotide messenger RNA. RefSeq names its product putative plastid-lipid-associated protein 13, chloroplastic. Lineage: Eukaryota; Viridiplantae; Streptophyta; Magnoliopsida; Arecales; Arecaceae. The record is from RefSeq and is a predicted model, not a curated record.